Messenger RNA from Lemur catta (Ring-tailed lemur), 2975 nucleotides. It is a transcript of the gene VEZT, whose product is annotated as vezatin, adherens junctions transmembrane protein. Gene Ontology annotation, molecular function: myosin binding. The record is from RefSeq and is a predicted model, not a curated record. NCBI's taxonomy places the organism in Eukaryota, Metazoa, Chordata, Mammalia, Primates, Lemuridae. Gene Ontology annotation, biological process: cell-cell adhesion. The transcript has 12 exons. The coding region runs from base 73 to 2469 and encodes 798 amino acids. Gene Ontology annotation, cellular component: plasma membrane.
CCCUCCAAUUCCGUGGCCAUUUUGUACUGUAGUUCUGGAGAAACAAGUGGGAAUCAUCAAAGAAAGAAGCGUAUGGAUCAUAAGAGAAUAUGGACAAGAGGCAGAAAAUUUUCAUCUAGGUCAACUGGAGAAAUUAAAACUAUGCCAUCUAAUUCUCCACUUUAUCAGUACUUGCAGGAUCUGGGACACACAGACUUUGAAAUAUGUUCUUCUUUGUCACCAAAAACAGAAAAAUGCAUGGCAGAGGGACAACAAAAGCCUCCUUCAAGAGUCCUACCAAAACAAGGCAUCCUGUUAAAAGUGGCUGAAAUCAUCAAAAGUUGGAUUUUUUUUUCUCAAUGCAGUAAGAAAGAUGACUUACUUCACAAGUUGGAUAUUGGAUUUCGACUUGACUCACUACAUACCAUCCUGCAACAGGAAGUCUUAUUACAAGAGGAUGUGGAGCUGAUUGAGCUACUUGAUCCCAGUAUCCUGUCUGCAGGACAACCUCAACAACAGGAAAAUGGACACCUUCCAACACUUUGCUCCCUGGCAACCCCUAAUAUUUGGGAUGUCUCAAUGCUAUUUGCCUUCAUUAGUUUGCUCAUUAUGUUUCCCGCUUGGUGGAUUGUAUCUUCCUGGCUAGUAUGGGGAGUGAUUAUAUUUAUUUAUCUGGUCGUAAGAGCUUUGCGAUUUUGGAGGACAGCCAAACUACAAGUGACCCUAAAAAAAUAUAAUGUUCGUUUGGAAGAUAUGGCAGCAAAUAGCCGAGCUUUUACUAACCUUGUGAGGAAAGCUUUACGUCUCAUUCAAGAAACUGAAGUAAUUUCCAGAGGAUUUACACUUUUGCUUGACAGGGUCAGUGCUGCUUGCCCAUUUAAUAAAGCUGGACAGCAUCCCAGUCAGCAUCUCAUCGGUCUUCGGAAAGCUGUCUACAGAACUGUAAGAGCCAACUUACAAGCAGCAAGGCUAGCUACCCUAUAUAUGCUGAAAAACUACCCCCUGAACUCUGAGAGUGACAAUGUAACCAACUACAUCUGUGUGGUGCCUUUUAAGGAGCUGGGCCUUGGACUUAGUGAAGAGCAGAUUUCAGAAGAGGAAGCACAUAACUUUACAGAUGGCUUCAGCCUGCCUGCAUUGAAGGUUUUGUUCCAACUCUGGGUGGCACAGAGUUCAGAGUUCUUCAGACGGUUAGCCCUAUUACUUUCUACAGCUAAUUCACCUCCUGGGCCCUUACUUACUCCAACACUUUUGCCUCACUGUAUCUUAUCUGAUGUGACUCAAGGUCUACCUCAUGCUCAUUCUGCCUGUUUGGAAGAACUUAAGCGCAGCUAUGAGUUCUAUCGGUACUUUGAAACUCAGCACCAGUCAGUACCCCAGCGUUUAUCUAAAACUCAACAGAAGUCAAGAGAACUGAAUAACGUUCACACAGCAGUGCGCAGCUUGCAGCUCCAUCUGAAAGCAUUACUGAAUGAGGUAAUAAUUCUCGAAGAUGAACUUGAAAAGCUUGUUUGUACUAAGGAAACACAAGAAUUAGUGUCAGAGGCUUAUCAAAUCUUAGAACAGAAAUUAAAGUUGAUUCAGCCCCAUGUUCAAGCAAGCAACAAUUGCUGGGAAGAGGCCAUUGCUCAGGUGGACAAACUACUACGAAGAAAUACAGAUAAAAAAGGCAAGCCUGAAGCAGGAUGUGAAAACCCACAUUGUACUGUGGUGCCUUUGAUGAAGCCCACUCUACACAUUGCAGACAAAGAUCCAAUUCCUGAGGAGCAGGAAUUAGAAGCUUAUGUAGAUGAUAUAGACAUAGACAGUGAUUUCAGAAAGGAUGAUUUUUAUUACUUGUCUCAAGAAGACAAAGAGAGACAGAAGCGUGAGCAUGAAGAAUCCAAGAGGGUACUCCAAGAAUUAAAAUCUGUGCUGGGAUUUAAAGCUUCAGAGGCAGAAAGGCAGAAGUGGAAGCAACUUCUAUUUAGUGAUCAUGCCGUGUUGAAAUCCUUGUCUCCUGUAGACCCAAUGGAACCCAUAAGUAAUUCAGAACCAUCAAUGAAUUCAGAUAUGGGAAAAGUUGAUAAAAAUAAUACUGAAGAGGAAAAUAGUAAACCCUCCACAACUGACAGUGAAAUAAGUAGGACUGAGUAUUUAUGUGAAAACCCUGUAGAGGAUAAAAAUAAAGACAAUUCUGCAAACAAAGUCUUCCUCCAAGGAGCAGAAGAAAGAAUCUAUUACCAGUGUGAGAGUGAAGAUGAAUCUCAGCAGGCAGAUGGAGGUGGCCUGGCCACUGCCCCUCCGACUCACAGGGACUCAUUACAGCCCUCCAUUAAGCACAGGCUGGCACUGCUACAGCUGUCACCGGAUUUUACCUUCACUGCUGGCCUCGCUGCAGAAGUGGCUGCUAGAUCUCUCUCCUUUACCACCAUGCAAGAACAGACUUUUGGCGAUGAGGAGGAAGAACAAAUAAUAGAAGAAAAUAAAAAGGAUGUAGAAGAAAAGUAAGAACCAAGAUUCACAUGAAGUGAUUUUAGAUUGUUCCUUUUAUGAAGGUGUUUAGCUUCAAGACUGGAAAGGGAAAAUGAGUAUAAGUUUACUAUAUAUAUAAAGCUAAGAUGUGAAUUUACAGGAAGAACCCUGGUUUGAAUAACUGAUUUGAAAUUAAGUAGUUACCUGUAAAUGGCAGAUUUGUUAGGAAAAUAAGAGAAAGGUAAGGGCUCUCUUGAAUAAACUGCUGUUUGUGGCACAACUGAUCAAUCUUGGGAAUUCUUUAAGUAUUUUUAAUAAGAAAUGAAUCAUCAUUUCUUGCCAGAAUUUGCUACCAUAAGGUAAUUGGGAUAAUUCUGUUGCAAGAACAUUAAUAUUUAGUAUGACUCCUUUUUACUGUAUUCUUGCAGUUAAUAACUGCAGCUAUUAUUAUGUUAAUAACCAGUUGUUUGUAUUUUAUUUUUGUUUAUACCAGUCUUCAAACAAAGAUACAGGUUCUGAAUAAAAAAAGUUAAUUCAUACAA